AUGUCAAACGACAAAAUCGGAGCAGCAAAAUCCAUCUUGAUCACAGGCUGCUCCAAAGAUGGCUUGGGAUACGAGCUCGCCAAGUCUAUGUUCGCCGCUGGAUGGAUAGCUCGUGAUAUGCCCAAGCUUGAAGGACUCGCGCCAGGCAUCCUUCGAGUGGAGCUCGAUCUCAUCGAUGCAGCUAGCGUCGGUCGUGCCGCUGAGAAAGCUUUAGCACUCAGUCAUGGCCGAGUUGACGUCAUUGUGCACAACGCGGGCGUCAAAAUUCUGGUCCCUUUGAUCGAACAGACGCAGAGGCAGAUCGCAGAGCAGUCGAGAUUAGCGUUGGACGGACCUCUACUCCUAACGCAGGCGCUCAUUCGGCCUCUUGUGGACCAUGGGGACGGCCAGUUGGUGUCCAAGUCCGGGCGCCGGGGGAUAUCAGUCUUAAAGGCCGCUCAUCAUGCCUUGUCAGAUGCGCUUCGCGCAGAACUUCGCCCCUUUGGUGUCGACGUCAAGGUUUUGCGCUUGGGUGCAGUGAACACACAGCUUUUCAAAGACGUCCAGGACCUCCCGUCCACGUCGCUGUACGCCAAGGCCGCCGAUCUUCCACGCAGGACUUUGAAAUCUUUUCUAGCUAUGAAGCCCAUAGAAGUGACAUUGGCUAGCGAUUGGCUAGCGUCAAGGAUAGUUGCGGGCGACGCAAAGAACUACGAGUAUUUCGGGCCAAGCGCGCGUCUAAUGGGCCUCGCGUACUAUUUCAAGCGAGACUUGUUGCCAAACCUUGUUGCAAAACGCCAUGGCUUGGGCAGAGUCGAGACUUCCCAAGCUAUCGCAAGGCACGGCAAACGGUACUGA
Ceraceosorus guamensis is the source of this 837-nucleotide messenger RNA. RefSeq names its product NAD(P)-binding protein. Gene Ontology annotation, biological process: phosphatidic acid biosynthetic process; triglyceride catabolic process. The coding region runs from base 1 to 837 and encodes 278 amino acids. Gene Ontology annotation, molecular function: acylglycerone-phosphate reductase (NADP+) activity; triacylglycerol lipase activity. NCBI's taxonomy places the organism in Eukaryota, Fungi, Basidiomycota, Exobasidiomycetes, Ceraceosorales, Ceraceosoraceae. The transcript has 9 exons. Gene Ontology annotation, cellular component: lipid droplet; endoplasmic reticulum. The record is from RefSeq and is a predicted model, not a curated record.